AUGAUGAACCUAACAGACGCAAUAACCCAUCAAUGGGGCUCUGAAUCCCUGCUACAAGGUCCAUGGGACUACUUGAGGUUCAACUAUGGUGAUUACCUUAGAUCUCCGCUGUUUCCAGUAGUAUUCGCCUUAUCUAUUGAUUACUUUUGGGUGGCAUUGUUUACUUGUAAGUUAAUUUUUGUAUAGAAAUGUCAAUUCGUAUUUUACUGACUGCUGAGACUUAAAAUACAUUAAAUUUCCGCUUGGAUUUUUGAAUUAAAGCUUGAAUUGCCAAACUACAGUACUAAAAAAGCCCUAUAGCAGUCUUAAUUACAACUUCAAGGUCGUUCAAAUGCUUCAAAUUUUCAAAAACAUCAAAUCCAAAGCUAUAAAGCACUUUGCCAAUAUUAUACUUUUAAAUAUUUGCCAGAAAAAAAACAGCUUAAAUAUUCUUUCAGUUAUUGAUUUGUUCUGCUAUGACAUGCCAUUCAUCAAAGAAGCCAAAAUCCAGAAGCACAUCCCAGUAACGUGGAAGUUGGUCAAAGAAACUUUGAGUUUGCAGCUUUUAAAUCAAUUCUUGUGGUAAGAACUAGCCUUUUCUUCACAAGGUUGAACCAUCUUUUACUUAUUUUAGAAAAACUACAACAAAUAUUACGUUGUUUGAAUAAUUCUGUGCUCACUUCAAAGCAGAUUUUCAGCGUUAAAGGUACAGAAUUGCGUGAACAACCUAAUAGUAUAGCUAUGAAGACAAAAUCCCAGUAAACCGUGUUGCUAUAAAGAAAGCCUAGACCGUGUUACUGUCUUAUUUCCAAUGAUAUAAAGAAAGCCUAGACCGUGUUACUGUCAUAAUCCUAAAUAUUAUAAUUUGAAUUUAAUCCACACCUUUUCAGGAUAUGGCCAAUGGCAUUAGUGCAAAUCAUCUGGGUACCUGAAGAGGUAUUACCCGAGAAAGCGCCUUCACUAUUUGAAAUGUGUUGGCAAAACCUGUUGUUCUUCUGUAUGUUCGACACUGGCUACUUUGCCUUCCAUGUUAUGAGUCACAAGGUAAAAUAUGCGACUUUUUGCUAUGCAAGUUAAAAAAAUUCAAGUCUUUUGUAAAAGACAUCAAUUUUAUUCAGUAAGCAAAAAAUAGUGCUAGAAAAGUAAUUUUAAUUACAUAUGGGUAUGAUAUCUUGCGGUUUAACAAAUCCUUGUCAACAAAAAAUCUUUCUAAUACAUUCCUUUUAGAUCCGCUGGCUAUACCGAUGGUGUCAUUCGGUUCACCACAUGUAUUCUUCGCCAUUUGCCGCUGCUGCUCAGCAUUUACAUCCGUUUGAGCUGUUCUUUACUGGAACAUUCAUUACAUGUUGUCCAUGGCCUUUCAAAGUAAAUUUAAUUUUAUUUUUUACUGUGUAACAAAGUAGCGAUUUAUUAGGUAUAUUUACUUAUCAUUUAUAUACUAUAGAGAGUAUCUUUACAUGUCUUUUACAUACUAUAAAUAGUAUCUUCACUUAUCUUGUACAUGCCACAGCGAGCGUCUUUACUUAUCGUUUACUGUGUAACAUAGUAUCGAUUUAUUACUGCGCGGCAAAAAAUGGCUGCGUAUAUGAAUGUACAUAGACCAAACCCAUUUUCAGCCCCACUGCUUGACCUACUGGGUAUGGUUCGUAAUCGCUCAAACCGUAUCCUAUGAAGUUCAUCUUGGCUACGAUUUCCCCUUUAUGCUACACAGAUUCCUACCGUUUUACGCCGGCGCACCAGCACAUGAUAUGCACCAUGUUCGGCCGUUGACCUGUUUCCAACCUUGGUUCAAUCACUUGGACAAACUUUUCGGCUAUUACAUCAGCUACGACGAUGUGAAAAAGAUGAACAAAGCCAUGUUGGAGCGUUACGGUAAAUACAGCGACGAAGAUGUUAAGGGUCUUAAACAGUUGAAUUGA
Messenger RNA from Bursaphelenchus okinawaensis, 1898 nucleotides. Lineage: Eukaryota; Metazoa; Nematoda; Chromadorea; Rhabditida; Aphelenchoididae. The record is from the annotation of a GenBank genome assembly.